Molecule: messenger RNA, 369 nt
Organism: Endocarpon pusillum Z07020
Lineage: Eukaryota; Fungi; Ascomycota; Eurotiomycetes; Verrucariales; Verrucariaceae
Exons: 1
Coding region: 1-369 (122 amino acids)
Source: RefSeq, a predicted model, not a curated record
AUGUCUUCAUCACCAGAACAAAAACCAGGCAAUAAUAUGGCCACACCACGACAACGCAAAAUGCUUCAGGGUAAGAAACCGGAGCUGUGGUUGACGACACCCAAAGGUGAGCAACGUGAACUGCUACUGACCACGCCCCAGGGCGAGCAAAGUGAGCUACCACGUAGGAAACAACAGUCAGAGCUAGAUCUGUUCAACACCCUCCAGCUCCUCUGUUUUGUUUCCUUACUGACAUGCGCUGUGAGCAUUCCGCUCGUCUUCUUUUCUUUCGGUGGCUGGAACCAUGCUCUCGCUGCUGGUCUUGCUCUGGCGAUCGAAACGGGCAUAAUUAUUCGCGUGUAUGGCAUAUUGGCCGAUCGAUGGGCUUGA